Messenger RNA from Hemicordylus capensis (graceful crag lizard), 8732 nucleotides. RefSeq names its product signal transducer and activator of transcription 5B. Lineage: Eukaryota; Metazoa; Chordata; Lepidosauria; Squamata; Cordylidae. Bases 405 to 2756 code for a protein of 783 amino acids. Gene Ontology annotation, biological process: growth hormone receptor signaling pathway via JAK-STAT; response to peptide hormone; cell surface receptor signaling pathway via JAK-STAT. The transcript is spliced from 19 exons. Gene Ontology annotation, molecular function: DNA-binding transcription factor activity, RNA polymerase II-specific; RNA polymerase II cis-regulatory region sequence-specific DNA binding. The record is from RefSeq and is a predicted model, not a curated record.
GGGAGGCGGGCCUGGAUGGGGGGAAGCGCGGGAGGCGGGCCGUAUAGGCAAGCAGGCAGGAAGGGCUGUGGCUGGAGGAGCUGCGACGGGGGCAGGGCUGUGGUGGGACCGAGCGAGGCCCGGACUCGACUGCGGGACGGGAAGGAGGCGAGAAGACAGGAGACCCCGCGGGCGGCGGAGCCCCGGCAGCCGGGACCGGACAAGACAGGCCGGCCGGCCCAGUGGUGUGGAAGAGCUUCAGUCAAGGAGAAGGAGCCAGUGGAGUGCUGUGAAGUGUUGGGGGUGGCUCUUUGCAAGCACCACUUCCUGGAUGAUAUGGCUGGGCUUGAGUUGCUGAUAAAGCAGGAUUCCCCCAUCUGACUGGCCCAGGCAGUGGAACAACAGUGGAACAACGGUCCUGAGCCAUGGCAGUGUGGAUCCAAGCACAGCAGCUGCAGGGUGAUGCCCUGCGGCAGAUGCAGGCCUUGUAUGGACAGCACUUUCCCAUUGAAGUCCGCCAUUACCUCUCGCAGUGGAUUGAGAGCCAGCCAUGGGAUUCCUUUGACGUGGACAACCCCCAGGAGGGAGCCAAAGCUACACAGCUGCUGGAAGGACUCAUCCAAGAGCUGCAGAAGAAGGCAGACCACCAGGUGGGCGAGGAUGGCUUCCUUCUGAAGAUCAAGCUGGGUCACUAUGCCACCCAGCUGCAGAAUACAUAUGAGCGUUGCCCUAUGGAGCUGGUGCGCUGCAUCCGACACAUCCUCUACCAUGAGCAGCGCCUGGUGCGAGAGGCCACAGAUAGCUCCUCCCCAGCUAGCAGUCUGGCUGAUGCCUUGUCCCAGAAGCACCUGCAGAUCAACCAGACUUUUGAGGAACUGCGCCUGGUCACUCAGGACACGGAGACUCAGUUAAAGAAGCUCCAGCAGACGCAAGAAUAUUUCAUCAUUCAGUACCAAGAAAGCCUUCGCCUACAAGCCCAGUUUGCUCAACUUUCCCAGCUAAAUCCCCAGGAACGAAUGGCCCGUGAGCCGACUUUGCAACAGAAGAAGGCAACCCUGGAAGCCUGGCUGCAUCGUGAAGCCCAGACCCUGCAGCAGUAUCGUGUGGAGCUGGCUGAAAAGCACCAGCAGACGUUGGCCCUGCUCCGCAAGCAACAGACCAUCAUCCUAGAUGAUGAACUGAUCCAGUGGAAGAGAAGGCAGCAGCUAGCAGGGAAUGGUGGGCCCCCUGAAGGCCCUUUGGAUGGCCUACAGGCCUGGUGUGAGAAGCUGGCUGAGAUAAUAUGCCAGAACCGUCAGCAAGUGCGUCGUGCUGAACAUCUAUGCCAGCAACUGCCUAUUCCAGGGCCCAUUGAGGAGAUGCUGUCUGAACUCAACAGCACUGUCACCGACAUCAUUUCUGCCCUAGUCACUAGCACCUUCAUCAUUGAAAAGCAGCCUCCCCAGGUGCUGAAGACCCAGACCAAGUUUGCAGCCACCGUGCGGUUGCUGGUUGGUGGGAAGUUAAAUGUCCACAUGAACCCUCCACAGGUGAAGGCCACCAUCAUCAGCGAGCAGCAAGCCAAAGCCCUGCUCAAAAAUGAGAGCACUCGCAAUGAGAGCAGUGGUGAUAUCUUGAAUAACUCCUGUGUGAUGGAGUAUCACCAGGCAACUGGAACGCUGAGUGCCCAUUUCCGCAACAUGUCUUUGAAGCGGAUCAAGCGCUCUGACCGACGCGGUGCCGAGUCUGUGACGGAGGAGAAGUUCACCAUCCUCUUUGAAUCUCAGUUCAAUGUGGGUGGUAAUGAGCUGGUCUUCCAGGUGAAGACGCUAUCUCUGCCUGUGGUGGUGAUUGUGCAUGGCAGCCAGGACAACAAUGCCACUGCCACCGUGCUGUGGGACAACGCUUUCGCUGAGCCGGGCCGUGUGCCUUUUGCUGUGCCCGACAAAGUGAUGUGGUCACAGUUGUGUGAGGCCCUCAACAUGAAGUUCAAAUCAGAGGUCCAGAGCAGCCGAGGACUCACCAAGGAGAACCUACUCUUCCUGGCCCAAAAGCUCUUCAACAGCAGCAUUAACCACUUAGAAGAUUAUAACAGCAUGGCGGUUUCCUGGGCCCAGUUCAACAGGGAGAACCUUCCGGGGCGAAAUUACACUUUCUGGCAGUGGUUUGAUGGAGUAAUGGAGGUCCUGAAGAAACACUUGAAACCUCACUGGAAUGAUGGUGCUAUCCUAGGUUUUGUCAACAAGCAGCAAGCCCAUGACUUGCUGAUCAACAAGCCAGACGGGACUUUCCUCUUGAGGUUCAGUGAUUCUGAGAUUGGAGGAAUCACAAUUGCCUGGAAGUUUGACAAUGCUGACAGAAUGUUCUGGAACCUGAUGCCCUUCACCACCCGUGACUUCUCCAUCCGCUCCCUGGCAGACCGACUUGGAGACCUCUCAUACCUAAUCUAUGUGUAUCCUGACCGACCUAAGGAAGACGUCUUUUCCAAAUACUACACACCAGUCCUUCCAAAAGCUGUGGAUGGAUACGUGAAGCCACAGAUCAAGCAAGUUGUGCCAGAAUUUGCCACCACGUCUGGGGAUCCUGCAGCCAGUGCGUCUACCUACGUCAUGGAGCAAGCACCAUCCCCUGCUGUCUGUGCCCCAUCCCACUACAACAUGUUUCCACAGAACCCUGACUCCGUGCUGGACCCAGAAGGGGACUUGGAUCUGGAAGACUCAAUGGAUGUGGCACGACAUGUGGAGGAACUGCUGCGGCGCCCCAUGGACAGCCAGUGGAUCUCGCACGCACAGUUGUGACCCUGUCCCCUUCCCUGGAGAGACCAUACAGAGACUGUGAAACAUGGGAGCACUGCCACCGGGGAGUGCAGCUGCUGUGGGGAGGGUGCCUGUCCUCACCCCCAUAAUGAGGCAGGCUUGCUCUGCUGCAGCUGAGGAGGUGUCUGAGAGGCAGUUGGUGUUUGUCUCUCCCCUCACCCAUGCACAAAAGGCAGUGGAGUGCAUGGCUUGGUUUUCCCAUCUGCUCUUCUGAGAGGCGUUCCUCAGGCCUCCCGCUUAGGCACACGGCCUCUUACCUGCCCAGCUACCAUUUGCUUUGUGUUGGGAGUCAUCCCAUACCCUCCUCCCCAUCUUCCCAGAAUGCAGCACAUUGCUGUCCCUUGCCCAUAGGCCUUCUGGUGUUUGGGAGGAGAGGGGGCUGAGCUGUGGAGAAAAGUACGCCUUAUUUGAAGUAUCACCUUUUCUGUGUCUGAUGUUUCUCUUCUCAGCUGCACCCAGGAUAAACGGUGUGUGUGCCUGCAUUUGACCUAUGUUUCCUGUGUGUGCGCAUGUGUCUGGUGCUGUGUGCAAGAGGCACAGACUUUGUGGGAGUCCUCCUUCUAUUCAGAUCCCUUGGACACUGCAGCCUGGGCCUGCCAGGUUCCUCUUGAUUGACAGCAUCCUCUUGAGUCGUUUUAUGUUCCCCACCCCAGUCUCUCUCUUUGCCUCGUUGCAAGGUAGUUGCUUAUCUCUUGGCUCCUGCAGCUAGCACCUUUGGCUUUGACAUGUCUGACAUUUUGCUCCCAGGUACCACACAUUCAGCAGGUUGUUCUGCUGAACAAUCCAAGUAUCACAAGUUCUGCAGAUUGUCCCAGGUAUCACAAAUUUAGUAGGGUGUUUUUUGUUUUGUUUAAAUAAGUUGCAAAGAAAGUGCAGAAUUAAAACCUGAAAUCAUGAUUUCUUGACUUGACUUGGUAGAAGGGUGGGGAGCAGAUUCUAGCAUUUUAUUGCCAGCUUCAGAGAGGAAGAGUUCUAGAUGAGUGUAGAAUUCUAGACGUGUGGUCAAAACCCACCAUUUUGUUUCUUUUUUCUCUCCCUCUUCUGCUCCUUAGCUGGCUGAACAAGCGGGAAGAACAGCUCCAUCCAAGCGUUAUUUUUAUACCUACUAGUCAAUAAAGCUGACUAUUUUAACACAAAGCUAUGGAUUUUUUGACAUAUAUGUCUGUGGAGUAGGUCAUUUGUUAGGAGGAAAGAUGAUUGGCUGUGACCCAACCAUUAUGGUGUUUGUUGGUGGUUUGGUUUUUUUUUUGGCAGGGGUUAACAAACAAUGGCAUGGCAAGCUGUGGUGCCGCUGGUCCCAGCUGGGUUUUAAAAAUCAGACUUUUCUGCUGGAGUCAGGUGGGAUCGCCAUAUGGAGAGGACCUGGCAGCUCUUGGCUUGUCCUGAAAUGCUUAGAGUGCCUCCCCCACCAAUAGCAGGCAAAUCGUGAUGUUGAAUCCUCUUCCAGUCUGUUGCAGCCAGUGUACAAGGCAGUAGAAACUGAGCAGGGGGCAAAUGAACGCUGAACCAGAAGCCGCCUGAUCCCCAGCCUUUGACAUGGCUCUCUUUGACAUGGCCCUCUUUGGCCAAGGCCCCUGCAAUUUCAUGUAGCAUGGUGGUGGCUGCACCUGGAAUGCUGCCUAAGCAAGGAUGCUGGUAGACUCCCCCCUCACAGUUGGGCCUCGUGAUACAAAAAUUGAUUGCUGAAGAAUGUGUCAGUCCUUCUCCCCCCGCCCCCUACCCGCAAACAUUUUGCAGAAUGCUUGAUGUAGCCAUUAUUAGAAAAGUCACUCCCUGCUAAUACAAAAGUGGAUCUUUGGAUGGCUGUGUCAGAUGAGGCAUUUGCAACAGAGGGUUGUGCCCACUUUUCAGCCUUCACAACAUCCUUAAUGGAAGCAUAAAUCCCACCACCUUCUGCUCGCUGAGUGAGGCACAGAAGACGAAGCUUUGUGUGUCACACUCCACCAGAUACGCACAUCUUGUAUGCACCUUGCAUAGGCAGAAUCCAAAAGCAGCCUGGCUACAGAGGCAUAUAAAUGUCUCUGAAGCAAACGCAAUCUGUUCACUCUGAAGUUGCAUUGAAAAGGCCAGCUGCUGUGGAAUUGAUUUCGUACCAUUUGCUGAUAGAAGUGUUAACAAAAUCUCAGUUAAGAACAAGAAAAGCUCUGCUGGGUCAGGCCCAAGGCCUAUCAAGUCCAGCACCCUGUUUCACACAAUGGCCCACCAGAUGCCUCUGGGAAGCCCACAAGCAGGAGAAGAUGAACAGGAGCCUCUCUCUUGCUGCUGCUCCUGUGCUGCUGAUAUUUAGGGACAUCCUGCCUCUGAGCCAGAAGGCAUCCUAAAGCCAUCAAGACUUAUAACCAUUGAUAGACCUGUCCUUUGUGAAUUUAUCUAAGCCUCUUUUAAAGCCAUCCAAGCUGGUAGCCAUCCCCACAUCCCAUGGUAGAGAAUUCCAUAGAUUGAUUAUGCACUGUUUCACACCUCCUUUUGUUGGUCCUAAAGUGUUUCAGUACUUCCUUGUGUCGGUCCUAAAGUUCCUGGCAACCAGUUUCAUGGAAUGAGACUGGUCCCUGAUUCUAGUGUUCUGAGAGAGGGAGAAAGAUUUCUCUCUAUCUACUCUUUCCAGACAUGCAUAAUUUUAUAGACCUCUAUUACGUCUCCCCAUAGUCAUUUUUUUAAAGCUAAAAAGCCCCAGAUAUCAUCUUGGUUGUCCUCUUCUGCACCUCAGUUCCCAAAGGGCCAUUCCAGUCACUAUUCUUUUCCCAAUAACAAAGGAUGAUAUUUCAGAGAGCAUACACAAUACAGUGGAAUGCUUGUUUUACCAGCAGUUGAACUGUAGCUAUAAUAGCCAUUCCUCCUGCCCACCCUUGCAGUUAACACCAGUGCUUUGAUGUGAGGCAAGUGGCAGUGCUGGUAUUGGAUGGCUGUGCUCAUAUUGGAUGGUGUCUGUGACGUCAGUAGGCAACAGUUCACAAGUUCCUCCCCUUCCUCACUGUGCUAUCUUGAAAGAAUUGUAGUGUGUGGGGUUUUUGUUUGGUGGGGGGGGAGUGUUUAAAGCUAGCUCAAUCCCCUUUUGUUACUUGGAUAUUUGCUGGAGAUGGCUAGCAACAGCACAGCACUUGUAGAAGCCUCGAGGUAAUCCCAGGAAGGGACCCUCCACAAUGUCAUUAUGUAGUAGCAAAAUGACCGUUCUUCAGCACAUCAAAGACUAACUUAAAUCCCAGCACCAAUUUCCUAUUCUUCUCAUAGCUGCUUCAAGUUUCUAGUCCUUACUGUUGGAGAUUCUCAACUCCUUGCCCCCGAGUACCCUCAGAUGUUAUGGCCCUUCUACUCUCUAAGCACGCUUACCAUUACAAAUGUUAGUAUGGUUUGCUAGCUGACCAUAAUGUGUGUUUAGCACUUAUCCUGCCCUAAGUCCUCCCUUGUGUUCCAGAGAACUUUCCUAUGUAUUAGUGUGUGUAUGUAUCAAUCUCAGGUUGCAUCGAGCAGGGGCACUUGCCUCUGGAGAGCUGGAAUUGUGAGGGCCUGCCAAUCAGCCCCCUUGGUCUCCUCUACCCCACUCCCCCUUUCUUAAUCUCUGUGCCUUCAGCAGUGCCACUUUUUGUGCCUGGAGCAGCCUCUCCCUCUCUGUUAUCAGGCUGCCGCCUCCUUUUCCUCAACUGCUUAACAUCGGCUGGACCAGGGAUUCUCAACAUUGGGUCCCCAGAUGUUAUUGGACUUCAACUCCCAUAAUCCCCAGCCAAAAGCCACUGGGCCUGGGGAUUAUGGGAGUUGGUCCAAUAACAUCUGGGGACCCAACGUUGAGAAUCCCUGGGCUGGACAAUAAUGUUCAAGAGAGCUGGAAGGGUUAUGAUGAGAAGCAUCAUUGCACACUUAGUUUUUUUGGUCUCUUUGUUGCCUCUGGCCAAACAGGUGUUGAGGCUUUUGAAACAAUACAAAAACCUACUGGCAGAGCGGUGAGUGGAAUGACCACACCCCAUAGGCCAUGAUGCUUCUCACAUACCACCUUCAAUGCUUUGUGGGGGAAAUGUCAUCUACCAUUCAAAACCUUUCGGGAGCCAACCUGGCCUCACCAUGCCUACCUCAUCAUUACGACAUAAAGGCAUUACAACAUGCCUACCAUAAAUCAUGACGACCUAUUUUGUCCGUCCACUAUAGAUCAUGAGCUCCAUGACCAGAUGCUGUACACCUUCUGUGGUUCUGUAUAGCCCCUAGCAUACUGCUGGCCUUAAACACAAUGUCAGCUAAUAGUUAUAAGCAGCUUCAUUUCUUCAUUCUCAGGACUCUGCGACAAAAUGUUUUUGGCUUGAAAUCUGAUGGGAUGGGGGAAUCACACCUUUUUAAAAAUAGCGAGAGUAAUAUAUUUUCUAGAAGUUGUUCUAGAAGUUCUCAUCUGGUUGUGGCUUUGAUUUUUGCAUUGUGUAUGUGGACAUUGAAAAGGUCCUGAAACUGGAAGGGGUAAAACUUGUGUUGAACCAAGGAAGCAUGGUGGUGGGGAGGGUUGGUUAGAAGCGGAGUGCUGCUUUUCUCACACACCCUCUAAGAUAAAUGUGAAUUCUAUUUGGCUACCCUUUAGUUGACUCUCAAAGAAGCUUGGUUUUCACUGAUCCCCUGCUCAGUAGCAAGAGAUAGCCCUGCCAUGAAGCAAGAUGCAGUGGCUGCUUCGGAAGGCAGAUUAUGGUUGCCACGGAGGGUGCUGGAGGCAGGCAGAUCUGACGCAUGGUCUGCUAGAAAGUUCUGUGCACAAGAGCACUACCGUUCAUUUCAAAGAACUUGUGCAGUGGAUCUUGCCAGCGGGUUGACCCAUGUUCAUUUGUGUCAGUGGUGGGGAGUCAUUUGGAUUUUCUGCCUCACAUAUCAAAAUGUUUUGGAGCCGGUGGCAUAGCCACUGGUGAACGACGGGGGACAAAAGCCCUAGACCAGCAGUCGCCUGCUGCCCCCUCCCCAUGCUCACUCAGCAUCUGCGACAUCACCAAGCUGGUGCAGAGUUGCCCCAUCCCGGCGAGAACAGGGGUUCCCUUUAAGGGAGGUCUGCUCUUGCGCUGGCAUGGGCCAGUGCGCCAGCAUCAUCAGACCAUGGCUGCCACUGCUUUGGCUAGGUGCUACCAGGGUGGGCAGGUGGCAGCGGCAGCCACAAAGGCAGCUACCAGUGGGGAGCCAUCUCAAGUUUUACCCCAGAGCUGCCUUCAGCCUUCUUUGCCCUUGUUUGGAGCUAACUUUGUGGGUAACUGCAUAGCAGUUCUGUUUCAAUAUGGCGCAAUUUAACACAGCUGUGAAAUGGGAAUAUAGGCUUUAAUCCUUUGCAGUGGGCUGAAUAUGGACAAAGUUAUAUUACAGGGACAUCAUAUGUAAACCCCACUUCAGAAUGGAGCACAAAGUUCUGUAGUUUUGACAAUUCCUCAUGAAGUACGAUGUUGUAACUUCCUGUUCCUCUUCCCUGUUGCACAAGGCAAUAUGAUCUGCCAGGAGCAAUUCUCUGCUCUGGUGACCCAGUCGAUAUGAUUAGGGUUUGUGCAAGAAUACAAUGCUUGCUGAUAUUCAUUUCAGUGGGGACUGGAUUACACACAAGGAAUCCUCAGUGGAUUGGUGCCCAUUCCAUCUUCACUCUUGGGACCUGCUCUGCCCAAGCAACUGUCAAAAAUGUUCCCUUAAAACCAGGGUACACAGCAUAAAUAUUGCACUAUUUUAAAUCAUUAUUUUGCCAAAACUUUGAAGAGUUUUAAUGGUAUAAAUUAAGUUUUCUGCUAAAAUAUCACUUUUUAAAAUAUAUCAAGGGGAAACGUUUGGUUUUUUGUUUUUAAUUUGGAGAAAGGGACAAAAUCUCAAGGGAUAUAAUUUUACAUGCCUUUUAUAUAUAUUUUUCAAAAAUAGAUGGCACUUUUAUGUGAAGAACUGUAUUUUGAUGAAAUAUUCAUGUUCUGAAAGAUGCUCUAGCCCUGUGCAACCAAUAAAGUGUUGUGGUUUUUUGAUUAAUAACUA